This is a messenger RNA of Rattus rattus (black rat), 4452 nucleotides long. Its product is annotated as Down syndrome cell adhesion molecule homolog. The coding region runs from base 200 to 2407 and encodes 735 amino acids. Gene Ontology annotation, cellular component: axon; plasma membrane. Gene Ontology annotation, molecular function: cell-cell adhesion mediator activity. The transcript has 13 exons. NCBI's taxonomy places the organism in Eukaryota, Metazoa, Chordata, Mammalia, Rodentia, Muridae. Gene Ontology annotation, biological process: homophilic cell-cell adhesion; axon guidance; dendrite self-avoidance. The record is from RefSeq and is a predicted model, not a curated record.
CAGACAUGAGCUUGUCCUUACAAGGCAAAUCUCUUAUAAGGCAGAUACCAGAGAACGGCACUGACAGCUGCAGUGUUAACUGGCUCUGGGGGCCGCUCUGUUGGGGAGGUCACCUUGGCUCUGUGUAAACAGUCUUCUCUUUGACGUUGUAGCUCCCGCACGGAUCCUCACGUUCAGCGGGACAGUGACUACUCCGUGGAUGAAGGACAUUGUCUUGCCAUGUAAAGCUGUUGGAGACCCAUCACCUGCCGUAAAAUGGAUGAAAGAUAGUAACGGGACGCCCAGCCUGGUGACGAUUGACGGCCGCAGAAGCAUCUUCAGCAAUGGGAGUUUCGUCAUUCGCACGGUGAAGGCCGAGGACUCCGGCUACUACAGCUGUGUUGCCAAUAACAACUGGGGAUCAGAUGAGAUCAUAUUAAAUUUGCAAGUACAAGUUCCACCAGAUCAGCCUCGGCUCACCGUAUCCAAGACGACGUCCUCCUCCAUCACCCUUUCCUGGCUUCCUGGAGACAAUGGGGGCAGCUCCAUCAGAGGCUACAUCCUGCAAUAUUCCGAGGACAACAGUGAGCAGUGGGGGAGCUUUCCUAUCAGCCCCAGCGAGCGUUCCUACCGCUUGGAAAACCUAAAGUGUGGGACAUGGUAUAAAUUCACCCUUACUGCCCAAAAUGGAGUGGGACCAGGACGCAUAAGUGAAAUCAUAGAAGCCAAAACUCUGGGGAAAGAACCCCAGUUCUCCAAGGAGCAGGAGCUCUUCGCCAGCAUCAAUACCACCCGAGUGAGGCUGAAUCUGAUUGGCUGGAACGACGGCGGCUGUCCAAUCACCUCAUUCACUCUUGAGUACAGACCCUUCGGGACCACGGUCUGGACCACAGCUCAGCGGACCUCCCUUUCCAAGUCUUACAUUCUGUAUGACCUGCAAGAAGCCACAUGGUACGAGCUGCAGAUGCGAGUGUGCAACAGCGCCGGCUGCGCAGAGAAGCAAGCUAACUUCGCCACGCUGAACUACGAUGGCAGUACAAUCCCUCCACUCAUUAAGUCAGUUGUCCAAAGCGAAGAAGGGCUGACAACCAACGAAGGGCUCAAGAUCCUGGUGACCAUCUCCUGCAUCCUGGUCGGGGUUCUGCUGCUCUUUGUGCUUCUGCUGGUGGUGCGAAGGAGACGGCGGGAGCAGAGGCUGAAGAGGCUGAGAGAUGCAAAGAGUUUAGCUGAGAUGCUCAUGAGCAAGAACACACGGACUUCAGAUACCCUGAGCAAACAGCAACAGACUCUGAGGAUGCACAUUGAUAUACCCAGGGCUCAGCUUUUGAUUGAAGAGAGAGAUACAAUGGAGACCAUAGAUGACCGCUCCACAGUCCUGUUAACGGAUGCUGACUUUGGGGAGGCAGCCAAACAGAAGUCACUGACGGUGACUCACACGGUGCAUUACCAAUCGGUGUCUCAGGCCACCGGGCCCCUAGUGGAUGUCUCCGAUGCUCGGCCAGGAACGAAUCCCACCACCAGGAGGAAUGCAAAGGCUGGACCCACAGCAAGAAACCGGUACGCCAGCCAGUGGACCCUCAACAGACCCCACCCCACCAUCUCAGCACACACCCUCACCACAGACUGGAGACUGCCUACCCCCAGGGCUACAGGCUCCGUGGACAAGGAGAGUGACAGCUACAGCGUCAGCCCAUCACAAGACACAGACAGAGCAAGGAGCAGCAUGGUCUCCACAGAAAGUGCCUCCUCUACCUACGAAGAACUGGCCAGGGCCUACGAGCACGCCAAGAUGGAGGAGCAGCUGAGGCACGCCAAGUUCACCAUCACAGAGUGCUUCAUAUCCGACACGUCCUCCGAGCAGCUGACGGCAGGGACAAACGAGUACACGGACAGUCUGACCUCCAGUACCCCUUCAGAAUCGGGGAUCUGCAGAUUCACUGCGUCUCCCCCCAAACCUCAGGAUGGAGGGCGUGUGGUGAACAUGGCGGUUCCAAAGGCCCAUCGGCCAGUUCUAGAGACCAGAAGUUCAAAGUCAAGACACCAGCUGACACAUGUUCCUCUGAGGGCUCUAGGCGACCUCAUACACCUGCCUCCAUACCUGCGAAUGGACUUCUUGUUAAACCGGGGCGCACCAGGCACCAGCAGGGACCUGAGCUUAGGACAAGCGUGCUUGGAACCCCAGAAAAGUCGGACCCUGAAGCGCCCCACGGUCCUUGAGCCCACCCCUAUGGAGGCUUCCUCCUCCACCUCUUCCACGAGAGAAGGACAGCAAUCGUGGCAACAAGGGGCCGUGGCCACCUUACCUCAGCGAGAGGGUGCAGAGCUGGGACAGGCAGCUAAAAUGAGCAGCUCCCAGGAGUCGCUGCUGGACUCUCGGGGCCACUUGAAAGGAAACAAUCCCUACGCAAAAUCCUACACCUUGGUAUAACACAUGGCGCGGCUGGACAGCGGUUGUAAAUACAAUUUAAACGAUCCAAUCAAAGCUACCUUUUUUUUACGGAAUUCCAAUAUUUAUAAUUAAAGAAAAUUGCCAAAAUAUAUUAAAAAAAAAAAAAAGAAAGAAAAUACUGAAACCACAGACAGCGCAAAGACUACUCUGCUUUUUUUCCGUCUGAGUGUGGGCUCCAUCUGCCUGGGCAUCUGAGUUUUGGGGAAAGAAGUCCAGUUUUAUGAUUUUCACAGGCUAUAGCAUUUUUACCGAUUUUCUACAAAGUGCAUGGGGACUCAUUAAACCUUCUGAACAGAAGAAGUUCUAGCACACAAGAGUCAAAAAAGGAAAUGGGGGGAACUAGCCUACUUGUGAAUCGAGGAGGGACGUUGACAUGGGGGCAGGGGACAGCUUCCGUCACCUUGCACACCUUUCCUUCCCACUAGGGACCUGGCCCUCGGUUUGAUUUUUCUGUUGUUAAUUAGGAUGAGUGCUGUCAGUGAGGGGGUGGGGGUGGGAACCCAUUCAGUUUUCUUUUCUGUUUAUUUUUUAAUUUGACGCGACACUCUUUGCAUUUUGUCUAAGCGAAAUAAAAGAGAAAAGGUGGUCUGCCUUUAUUUGCAUGUCUGCUGAAACCUCCUAUCCAUUGCUCGGGCCUCCUUCCUGCUCAUACUGGUGUCUGUGAACAAAAUGGCUGGACCUGGUGCCCAAUCUAGGAAAAAAGAUGCUAAGUUCUGAAGAGCUCAGGUGCCGCUGGGAAGAGACAAGAAGAUACAACAUGAACUCCAUGGACGGAAACCAAACCAAAGGCAGCCUGGUCUCUGUCCAGUGUUCUAAGCCCUUCACAGGACUCGGGUCCUUGUCAGCUGCAGGACCUGCUCUCUAACUCGUUAGGGUCAGCAGACCAUUUCCAAAUCCAGCGCACUGAUCUUUGUCAAUAAAGUUUUAUUGGAAGAAGUCCAAAGGCCCUACGCUCCAUGUGCAUUAUCUGUGGUUGCUUUCAUGCUGUGAUGUCAAGUUGAGUGACAGUGUGUCACGCAAAGCCAGUAGUCUCUGGCUCUCCGCAGGAGAUGCUUGCACAACCCUGAAGUUGCUUUAGUCCUGACUUGUCUGAGAAAGGAACGGAUGCUGUGUCCCACCUUCCCUGCCCUGCCCUGCCUCCACUGUGACUGACAGAUUCACAGCAGACUAUCUUCAGAUGUGGUGCCUCCGAUCCUCUCCUUGGCACCCAGAGAAAAAUCCGGGUCUGUAUAUACCCAGUCUGUAUACCAGGGUGUUCCUCCAAAUCCCAGGUUUUUAUUUUCCUUUCUCUGUGUCUAAAUGCACUGGCAUGGGGCUCACUCAAACAUAGAGCCUACCAACAAACAAGAGGUACCAUGUUCUACAUCCCUUGGCUCUUCCACAGUGUGCCUUAGAAAUAACCUGCCAUCCUCUAAGGCAGAAAAACCCCAUUCCAGACACCUUCCUAAGAGGGAAGGAGAACCAGGCCUGUUACUUUAGUUUUGGCACUGACUGGAAAAAACUGAGCCCACGUCCAUAGCUCUCCGCUUCUGAUUAACGACACACACAAGUACCUCUUAAGACCUUCCCUAAGUGUCCCCAUGAAGGCCACCAGCCAGAACCCUGGUGUAGUCAUUACUAUCUAGAACUCACUCACAGCACUCCAUUCCCCACUUCCUGCCUCUUUUUCAUCCUUCCCUCCUCCUAUCGUCCAGUCAGACUUUAUGCCUCCUGAACUUCAGGUGCACAGAGCACAGGAAGGGCCAGUACAAGACUCCGUCACAGCCUCGAAACGGCUCUGACCUUAGGGUUAUGUGACAGUGAGGUGUGUGUUGCCUGCCAUGGUUUCAGAGCACAAUUUAUUCUUGACGUCCUCAUGGACGCAGAAGGAUCAAGUUGCGACUUUCUAGAGACAGAAAAACCGUAGCCUUCACGGGUCUGAAAGUUGUAGAGCUCCCACACUUGGAAGUUUAUUCUUUUUAAGUUUUUUUUUUUCUCCCAAGAUGUACAAAACAAUAAAAGAUUUGAUGUGUUUGCCUCUGCAA